Molecule: messenger RNA, 1152 nt
Organism: Talaromyces rugulosus
Lineage: Eukaryota; Fungi; Ascomycota; Eurotiomycetes; Eurotiales; Trichocomaceae
Exons: 2
Coding region: 1-1152 (383 amino acids)
Biological process (GO): peptidyl-histidine methylation, to form tele-methylhistidine
Molecular function (GO): protein-L-histidine N-tele-methyltransferase activity
Source: RefSeq, a predicted model, not a curated record
AUGGCGUCCAUGUUCAGCUUUGGAUUUUCCGGGGACGAUAUCGAAGACGAUGUCGACGCGGGGGUGACUGAUACUGCAACUCAUACUGAUGAUAACGAGAAGAACAACAAUACUAGCUCAGCAGAUAAUCUGCCUGGAACAUCAUCUCUCCCAUCUCAAAUUGCAUACAACACAUUAAAACUAGAAAGCUCUAGCAAAAAUGAGUUUCUCACUCUCGGCCGCAGAGAGAUUUUCGACGUGCGCACCCAGCUCAUGGCCGAAGAUGCGCCGGACCACGACGAGCUCAUCUCGGGUCUUGAGCAAGGCGAUCUGAAACCAAAUUUCUACGAAGGGGGUUUCAAAACGUGGGAAUGCGCGUUGGAUCUAGCCAGACUGGUUCUCGCCACAGAUCAAGGGGAAGCUGAUAUGGCCCAUGUUAUUGAGCUGGGCUGUGGGACUGCUGUGCCUACACUGGCAUUGUUUGCUCGCUUGCUUUCUCUACCUGAAGGAUUGAUGCCCUUUAGAUUCACGCUGGCUGAUUAUAAUUCGACCGUCUUGCGGAUGGUCACCUUGCCGAAUCUACUCUUGACAUGGUGGCUCAAUACGAGGAGGACGACGACGACGACGACAUCGCAAGGCGACGACAACGGCGGCGACGGGUCGACAGAGGAGGCCCAGAAAACAGACGAGGGCGAACUAGAUAUUGACUCUGACCUCAUCAAUGCCUUCCUCACCGAUCUUGCCAUACGUGGAAUUACCAUUGAGUUCAUCUCUGGCGGAUGGUCGCCACAUUUUGUGGAUCUGGUUUUGGGGGAUCAUCAUGAUGCUCAAGCUUCCUCUACAGGAAGAAACACUCUUGUUCUGGCCAGCGAGACCAUAUACGCCCCAUCCUCACUAGAUGCGUUUUCCCAGACGUUGGUGCAGCUUCUACGAAGAGCGCAGGCCAGAAACAGCGGGAAGACCACGUCGUUGGUGGCCGCGAAAAAAGUGUAUUUUGGUGUCGGCGGGGGCAUUGAUGAGUUCCUACACGUCCUACGGCAGCAGCCACUGCAAGACAACGAACAGUUGGAUAUACGGGAGAGCAGUCAAGUUACUUCGGAAGGGGUAGGGCGUAUAAUUUUGGAGGUUAGCAUCCACGAUACUAGCACAAACACCACAAGCACAAGGACCUAG